AUGAGGGGCAGGAGGGCUGCUGGACAGGCAGAGCCCCAGCCGGUCGGAUCAGAAACCCGUCAGCGGGUGCCGAGCGCGCGGAAGGGACGAGCCCGCGGGGAACUGCGGGGAGCCGCCUGCCGCGCGUGGCCAGGAGGGGACGCACACGGGCAGCCCCACGAAUCGCCUUCCGGCGGCUCUCUGCACGGUUUUAAUCGCGCCUAUGUCUUUGGGGCAACCCCAACGACACCUGCAAACUGCAGUGCCGAGGGAAAGGCGCCUCAGCGCCGGGCACGAGCCCUCCAGCGCGGCGUCCUGCGUCGGGCGCCCGGGGCCCGGAUCUGGCGCUGGGUCCUCACGCGGGUGGGGCCCAGGCCCAUGAAGAGGGGUGCGCCGAGGGGGCAGCGGCACUGCCUGACCAGGGGCCCCGCAGCGAAAGCUCAAACACGGCCUCCUGGUUUUGGAGCGAGGGCCGUGUUGACGUUUUGGCUGUGCACCUCAUCGAGGGACGCGCCCCCCAGCCACCCCCUGGACAAUCACCCGACCCGAGACGGCUCUGGCGGGGCAGCCUUGGCGUGUGACUGGGCAGGGGUCUCGGCCCCCUCUGCCGUCCACCUGACCUCGGCAGUGGCUGGGAUUUGGAACGCCUUGACAGACAGUUAUGGACUGGAAGUCAUCCCAUACCAGAACCUGCGUUUGCUUAUUCUGAACCUCUCAGAAGAAGGCGACAGUUUGCUCCUCGAUACAUCAGAUGAUGAGGACCUGAGAGAACAGCUGGACAUGCAUCCGAUCAUCAUCUCCUGCAUCAGCCACGAGCCCCUCUUCACUGCAGACCAGGUUACUGAAAACAUCAAAGAAAUGAUGCAGGAAUCACCAGACCCAGAAGAUGAUGAAACCGCCAUACAGUCGGAUGGGCUUUCAGUGCUUUCCCAGGAAAUUCAGACCCUUAAGAGACCUAGUACAGGCAAUUAUGAAGCGAGAGUAAAAAGGCUCUCAGUGUCUGAAUUAAAUGAACUCCUGGAAGAAACUGAAAUCGCCUUUAAGGAUCUCCCUGAAGAGCUGGUGCAGCAGUUAGCCCUGCGAGAUGAACUCGAGUUUGAAAAGGAAGUGAAAAACAGUUUUAUUUCUGUUCUUACUGAAGUGCAGAACAAACAGAAAGAGCACAAAGAAACGGCCAAAAAGAAAAAGAAGCUCAAAAACAGCAGCUCUCAGAAUGUCAAGACUGAGAGAAGUCAUGUGCCUGGCACACGCCUCGGCGUGGAAAGGAUCUCAAAUGUCAUUCAGAAUGGCCUCUGCCACACCUUUGGAAAUUCAUGUGGAGAGAAAGAGUACUUGACAACUGUCAUUCCUUAUGAGAAGAAAAAUGGACUGCUCUCUGUUGAAGUUCUGCAAAUAUUAGCAAAAAGUCUCCAUGCCAUGAAGGAGGGUAGUGAGAAAGUUCCGAGCUUGCUAACUGAUUGUGUGCUGAGGGUUCCGUGUCCUACAUGGAGCAGUGUCACUUCAGGAGCAGCUGUAUCUUCCGUGGACGACAGCUAGAUUUCCUGCAGCAUUAUUCCAAAAGCCGGCUGCCAUCACUUUUCCUGUUACUGGGAACACAGCACACUUGAACUUGGGUUUGUGGUUCAGUAUUAACAGAUCGUGACUACCCUAACUCAUUGUAUAAUAGAACCAAGAGAAAUAUGGCGCUAUUUUGGAUUCUAGAGAUGGAUUUUGUUAACUCUUGACAAUUAAGAACUUUUCUCUAACUUAGUAGAGUAAGGGGGAGUAAUACUAAUUGUGCAUGUACGGUUAUAUUUUUCUUUAACUGACAUUAUGCUUGUUUGAGUUUAUAUAGCUUUCUAAAUCUCAGGUGCACUGAAGAGCUAGAUUAAAGCACUGAUUUUACUAUAGCUAUUCUUCAGUGGUGGCAAGAACCAACCCUAAUUUUAAAAGAGAAUUGUCAGUUUAAGUGUUACCCACCAGUAUUUUCCAGAGAGACUGAAGCUUGACAACCUUGGACUGUUCUUGAAGUGAAACCAGAAUAUGCAGUACUUAUGCUUACUACUUAGUGAACAUUGAAAAACUGCUGGAGAUGACUGAUUGUUUAGCCCCCCAAUUGUCACCAUUACUCAAAUUUUAACCAUUAAGUUGCUAUCCACUUUCAGAAUCUCGGGUUGUUUAACUUCAGAUGUUGAAAUGUUUUGUUUCCUGUCUGUGAAGAAGUGUACUUUAAAAGGAGUUUGUAUUCUUUAAGGUGCUGAAGAAACUGUAUGCUGCAGCAGUGUCCAUUUCCCAUCAUUACUGUGCUACAUUUUAUCCAUGCCUGAGUAUUUUCCUAAGGUACUAAUUCUAGAAACAGCUACCCAGGUAUACCUCACUAGUCACAAAACACUUGCCACUUGCUGGUUCCAAUCAAGUCAAUGUCAUUUAAUAAAUGUAAAAAAGAAACAAAACAAAACA
Molecule: messenger RNA, 2418 nt
Organism: Choloepus didactylus (southern two-toed sloth)
Lineage: Eukaryota; Metazoa; Chordata; Mammalia; Pilosa; Megalonychidae
Product: fasciculation and elongation protein zeta-2-like
Cellular component (GO): cytoplasm; axon
Source: RefSeq, a predicted model, not a curated record